GCUUUGAGUGUGAAAUUCAUUUCCGCAGACACUCCUUUACAUGGAGCCAAGAAACUACUCAAGGCUUCCGAUGUUUCUCCUCCUGGGACUUUCUGAGAAGCCAGAGAUCCAGUUUGUUCUCUCUGGGCUGUUCUUGUCUUUGUACCUGGUCACGGCCUUGGGGAACCUGCUCAUCAUCUUGGCCAUCAUCUCAGACUCCCACCUCCACACGCCCAUGUACUUCUUCCUUUCCAACCUGUCCUUUUCAGACAUCUGCUUCACCUCCACCACCGUCCCAAAGAUGCUGUGGAACAUCCAGACGCAGAGCAGAGUCAUCACCUACACAGGCUGCGUCACGCAGAUGUAUUUUUUCACAGUUUUUGGGCUUUUGGACAAUUUACUCCUGACUGCAAUGGCCUAUGAUCGCUUUGUGGCUGUCUGUCAUCCCCUGCACUACACAGUCAUCAUGAACCCUCGGCUCUGCACCCAGUUGCUCGCCCUGACCUGGCUCAUCAGCGUUCUGGGGGCCCUUCCCGAGAGCCUAACCAUGCUGCGGCUCUCCUUCUGCACAGUGAUCGAAAUCCCACACUAUUUCUGUGAACUCCCUGAGAUCCUGCAGCUCGCCUGCUCCGAUACCUUCAUCAACAAUGUCGUGUUAUAUAUUGUGACCGGCAUGAUGGGCUUCUUUCCUCUCGCGGGGAUCCUUUUCUCUUAUUCUCGAAUUGUCUCUUCUGUGCUGAGGAUCUCCACAGCGGGAGGAAAGUAUAAAGCAUUCUCCACUUGUGGGUCCCACCUCUCAGUGGUGUCCUUGUUCUAUGGGACCUGCCUGGGGGUCUACCUCAGUUCCACCUGGACACACGGCUCCCAGACGGGGAUGUUCGCAUCGGUCCUGUACACCGUGGUCACUCCCAUGAUGAACCCCUUCAUCUACAGCCUGAGGAACAAGGACAUGAAGCGGGCCCUGAGAAAGCUCCUCUGUAGCAUGUUGUCCUCCCAGUGA
Molecule: messenger RNA, 979 nt
Organism: Hyaena hyaena (striped hyena)
Lineage: Eukaryota; Metazoa; Chordata; Mammalia; Carnivora; Hyaenidae
Product: olfactory receptor 7C1-like
Exons: 2
Coding region: 41-979 (312 amino acids)
Biological process (GO): G protein-coupled receptor signaling pathway
Cellular component (GO): membrane
Molecular function (GO): olfactory receptor activity; G protein-coupled receptor activity
Source: RefSeq, a predicted model, not a curated record